This is a messenger RNA of Paramecium sonneborni, 1325 nucleotides long. Lineage: Eukaryota; Ciliophora; Oligohymenophorea; Peniculida; Parameciidae. The record is from the annotation of a GenBank genome assembly.
AUGAAUAAACUAAUUUACAUUUUAUGUAUCCUACUUUCAAUUGCUAAUGGGUUUAUAACUAAUGAUUCUGGGUCCAAAUCAGGGAUUGAACCUGGUAAUAGCUGUUAAAACUCAUAUUCAACUACAUUAACUAUUCCAUUUUCCCAAUAAUUUGAGAAUAUCCCAUAAGUUAUCAUCAUUUUGACAAGAUGGACACUAUAUUACGGUUCAACUGAGUUUAAGCUUUAAAUUACAAGCACAACCACAUCAAGUAAAAAAUAUUUCUAUACUGAGAUUUUUAAGUCUAAAUAAGUUGUCCACAUACAUAAGUCUUUUAUGUUUAUUUUAAUUGGUAUGCCAUUGAUGAUCAACGAGUCUAAGUAAUAAACUAAUUCAAUUUUGCAAAUCCAGUCACCUAAACCUUUUCUCAUCAUAAUCCUAAUGCCUUAUAUGGUUUUAUAUCACCAAUAAGUUUUGGAGGAAAUGGUUUAAUCGACUGCAACCUUUAAGUAUUUCUUAAUCUUAUUAAGAUAACAUCAAUAACAAAAACAACUGUCACAGUUGGUUUAUCUGGAUAAGCUGGAAAAAUUGAAAAUCUCAAAUAGAUUGGAUACUAGAUAAUUUUAGGAAUAUAAGAGGUAUUUGAUAUCCUGAGCAUUCAAACAACAGCUUUAUAUAAUAGUGGUAAUAAUAAUUUAUAGGCAAAUAAAUGGCUUUUGACUCCUAUUGUUGCUGUUACAAAUCCACCAAACGAUAGUAUUCGACUUUGGAUAAAAUACACCACCACAUCCACUACAAUCUCAUAUAAUAUUGAAACUUGUAAAUAUUAUUUUGUUAUUUUAGGGGGUUAUCCAUAUUCACCCAAUACUCAUAAUAAAAUUUGGAUGUCUUAUGCAAUAAAUGAAUAAUUUACUAAGAUGUUGCUACUAACAGUCCGAAUAUCAUAAAAAUUUGAUAAGAGUUCCAUCACUAGUCCUUCAAUUUAAUUAUAAAUGCCCUAAAUUAAUGAAAGCUAUAGUUCAAAUGGUGUUUAUACUGCAACUUUUGAUCAAUCUUAAACACCAGUUUAAAUGAAUGUUUAAAUGAAAUGUUUUAACGGAAAAAAAAUUAAAAGUUUGUUUAGCAAAUGUAAUAAUUGCCCUGAAAAUAAGAACUAUCUAUUUAGCCACUUUUGUCAUUCAAAUAUCAAUUAAAUUUCAUAUUUUGCUAAAUUUACUCCUACUAAACAAGCCCAUAAUGAAAUCAAAAUAACGAUUUCUGAUUCUGAGAUCAAUAUUGCUCAUGUAGUUUAUAAUUAAAUUAAGACUGAGGCUUAGAUAUUAAAUAUCUUAUUAAUCAAUGCCUGA